Molecule: messenger RNA, 1462 nt
Organism: Ostrea edulis (European flat oyster)
Lineage: Eukaryota; Metazoa; Mollusca; Bivalvia; Ostreida; Ostreidae
Product: testis-expressed protein 9-like
Exons: 12
Coding region: 69-1343 (424 amino acids)
Source: RefSeq, a predicted model, not a curated record
UAUUUGGAAUUGUGUUUUGGAUCUCCUGAUAUUUACGACUUCAAUAUUUGCCGUAAAGGAGAUUAAUCAUGUCUGAACCACAGCCUGCACAAUCUCGAAAUAAUUCGGGAAAGCAGUCUAGGCCUCUAUCAGGCAGACAGUCCGCCCAUGGCAUCAAAAACACCAAUGUUCCCUCAAGGGGAGGAUCUGGGACUUUGUCUGCAUCCAGGGGCGGGUCUGGGGUCCGGGAUCUGGCCAACAAAGAGGAGGAAUACAAAAAGUUAAAUGCGGAGUUAGAGGCAAAGACAGCCAAUCUCGUAGCAGAAGCAGAGGAAGUUUUGAGGGAGCAGGAAUCGGUGCUAUCUAAGUCUCGUCUCCUUGACAACAUCAACUCUGAAGACUUCCUGAAGGAAUUUGAUGAGGAUAUCACCGGACCCAAUGAAAAUACAGAAUCCUCCCUCAGGCCAUCAUCAAGGCCAGGUUCUAAAUUGACCAAUCAGAUUCGACCACUAUCCACCAAUCAGAGUCGAGCACAGUCUAAAACAAAAAAACCAGUUUCUGCAAAUAGGUCGCGACCCCGCAGUGCGAAAUCCAACAUUGCAGAUGAUGUAGCGGUCCCAGAUGACACGUUCAUGACAGAUUUUAAGAAUUUCUCCCUCCAGAACACAGUUGCGAACAUUGAGGGUCAGAUAGACAGUGGUGAUCUCCCCUUAGAUGAGGACGAUGAUGUUCUUCCACAAGCUGCAGCCGAUAUGGGGACAGAGGCGACGAUUCGUUUUCUGAAAGCGAAGCUACGUGUGAUGCAGGAAGAGGUGGACAGGCUGUCUCAGGAGUGCAGCAAAAAGGAUGAAACAAACUCAGGUUUGUCGUCUCGAAUCAAAGAGCUGGAGGAGGAAAGAGGACGCCUGCAUAGAACAAACGCGGCCCAGCAGUCUCAGAUGGACAAGUAUAAAAAAAUCGCGGAGGAGGCGCGGGGGAAAUCAGAGAGCAUGGACAGUCAGCUGGCAGCCGUCCGCAAGGAGCUUGAACAAAUGAAACGUCAGCAGAAACAGCAAAACAGUUCCCAGAGUGCAACAGAAGUGCGGUUAAACAGAGCUCUGGAGGAAAUCGAGAAAUAUAAAGAUCAGCUGUCUCGUCACAAAUCUACAUCAAAGGAGUCCACGGAGCAGGAGAGGAAGAGGUUAGAUCAGCUGGUGACAGACAACAAACGGCUGGAGAAACAGAAGAACGAACUCAUGGCAGGCUUCAAAAAGCAGCUCAAACUCAUCGAUGUACUCAAAAGGCAGAAGAUGCACAUAGAAGCAGCAAAAAUGCUGUCAUUCUCGGAAGAGGAAUUCGUCAAAGCUUUGGAAUGGGGCAGCUAACAGUAUUCACCGAUUUCAUGUAAAGGAUAAACUGUGAAUCUCUUCCUACCAAAGGUUUUGUCCUGUGUCGUCUUUUAAAUGUUGUUAUGCGAGAAUGAAUAAAAUUUAUUUAUCAGAAA